AUGCCAAUGAAAGCCCUGCAGUAGCCACUAUCGUUGGCCCCCCUUCACCUUCUCGGCUCCUCGCGAAGCCCAUGGAGUGUAGCAUCCGGAGUUCGUCUCUGGUGCCACCGAGACCGUUGUCUGGCCAUGGAGUUCCCUCGAUUACGGCGAGGUUUCGACUGCCGAGAUUGAAGGCCUCAAUCAAACGGAGCGGUGUUGUUUUCUGCCAAGCGACGGGAUCUUGGGACAAGGGUUUUGGAAAUGGGAUCCCGAGAGUCCCCGGCCAGGUUUUUGUUGAAGAGGCAAUUGGAGCUGAAUAUGGAGAAGGUUUUGAAACAUUUAGAAUGGAUGGGCCACUAAAGGUUGAUGUGGAUUACCUAAAUGAUAGACUACAAGAGUGCUUUCUCCAACGAGUAAGACAUUCUAUGAAGCCAGAUGAAGCUUUUGGUCUUAUCUUCUCAUGGGACAAUGUCAUGGUGGACACACGGUCUUUGAAAUUAAAUGUUUGGAAACAGCUUGCUUCAGAAGAGGGAAAAGAACUUCCAGAGGAUAUGCAUACACGCAAGCUCAUUCUUCAUGCAGCUGCUGAUCAUGUUCUGAGAAAGGUUUUAUGCUGGGCAGAAGAAGAAAGUGAAUUGGAAAGACUGAAGUCGCGGUUGUUAAAGUUAUAUUAUGAGAACCUUCUGAAGCUAGAUAAACCAAUUGAAGGAUUAAAAGUGUGGCUAGAUGCAAUUUAUACAGCAGGCAUUCCUUGUGCCAUUGUAUCAAGCCUAGAUCGUAUGCAUAUGCAUGAAUGCUUGCAGAAGAUGGGCUUGAAGAAGUAUUUCCAGGCUUUUGUCACUUUAGAAGAUGGGAUGGAGUCCAUAGCUCAUCGAUUUCUCUCAGCUGCCCUGAAAAUGGACAGGAAGCCCUCCAAGUGUGUAGUAUUUGAGGAUGAUCCAAGAGCCAUUACUGCUGCUCAUAACUGCACAAUGAUGGCUGUAGGUCUGAUUGGUGCUCAUCCUGCGUACGAGUUGGAUCAGGCUGAUCUGGCUGUUGCUAGUUACAGCGAACUCUCUGUGAUCAACCUUAGAAGAUUAUUUGCUCACAAAGGAUCACACUUCAUGGACUUACAGAAGCAGAUCAUAGAUAAGUCGCCACCUAAAAGAAAGCUGAUGACUGACACAAUCUACUAGUCUCACUGUUUUUCUCCCCUUCUUUUUAGUUCAUAUAAACAGGUUAAGCCCCGUACAUAUAUCACCUUCCUUGGUUCCCCAAUCACAGGCUAUGUCCUGUGGCUGGAGUUUUUGCCGUUUUGCAAUUUAAAAACAAAUUAAAAUGUAAUCCAUUUUGCUUUGCUUUUUUUUU
Messenger RNA from Zingiber officinale, 1326 nucleotides. RefSeq names its product 5-amino-6-(5-phospho-D-ribitylamino)uracil phosphatase, chloroplastic-like. NCBI's taxonomy places the organism in Eukaryota, Viridiplantae, Streptophyta, Magnoliopsida, Zingiberales, Zingiberaceae. The record is from RefSeq and is a predicted model, not a curated record. The transcript has 11 exons. Bases 72 to 1154 code for a protein of 360 amino acids.